AUGGCUUCAGGUCUCCUCCUGUCACUUCCUUGGUGGCUGUGGGUGCCACUCCUCAUUGCAGUCUACACUGCUUGGUCAUAUCUCAGCUACUACAUACGUCUAUGGAAACUGGGAGCUUAUGCGCCAUUGUACCUUGGUGAUAACCUCUUGGGUUUUAAUAGAAUCAAGGACAUCUUGAAAAAACAGAAAUCAGGCGAGUUGCCUAACUACUUCUACGAUUUGUUUGCAGAGGCAAAGAGAGAUACCCUUGCGAUCCACACUACUGGAACUAUGAGAUAUUGCACUAAAGAUCCAGCAAACAUCAAGGCCAUCUUGGCUACCCAGUUCAACGAUUUCACAGUAGGCCAGCGUCUCACUCAGGUUGGCGUUCUUCUAGGAGAUGGAAUCUUUACGUUAGAUGGAGCUGGCUGGAAGCACUCUCGAGCCAUGCUCAGACCACAAUUUGCAAGAGAACAAGUCUCUCAUGUGAAGAUGUUGGAACCUCAUGUUCAGCAAGUUAUUCGAAGGGUCAAAGAUACCCAAGGCUCGAAAUUUGACAUCCAGACCUUGUUCUUUAAAUUGACAGUUGACUCAGGAACUGAGUUUUUAUUUGGAGAUUCAUGUAAUUCUCUCCAGGAUGAUAUCGUUGAUAUUUCCAAACUUAGCGGGCCAAAAGAAUCAGGAGAGUUUGCUGAAGCAUUCAGCACUUCUCAGCUUUACCUCGUGAAGAGAAUGAACUUCCAGAGCCUCUGCUUCUUGGUCAACAACAAAGAGUUCAGAGACUGCAAUAAAAUCAUCAGUGGCUUCACUAACUACUACGUCAACAGAGCUUUAGAGCUUGAGCCUGAAGACCUUGAAAAGCAAGCAAAUGGAAAGUACGUGUUUUUGUUCGAAUUGGUCAAACAGACCAGAGACCCUAAGGUUUUGAGGGACCAGUGCUUGAAUAUACUUCUCGCAGCUAGAGAUACCACUGCUGGUCUUAUGUCGUUCAUUUUCUUUGAGCUUGCAAGAAAUCCAGAGAUUUUCAGAAAGUUACGUGCCGAGGUUGUGGAUGCUUUUGGAGAAGGCGAUUCAGCAGAUCUCAGUAAAAUGACCUUUGAGUCACUUAAGAAACUCGAGUACUUAAGGUGGGUGCUUAACGAGACACUCAGACUAUACCCCUCGGUUUCACAAACCUCCAGGACUGCUGGCAAAGAUACUACAUUACCAAGAGGAGGUGGACCAGACGGUGAAGAUCCCGUCUUUAUGCCAAAAGGAAUGAUUGUUCUUUACUCCUUCUUCUCAAUGCACAGAAACCCAGAUAUCUAUGGUAAGGACGCUUCGGUUUAUCGUCCAGAAAGGUGGGGUGAGCCGGAACUUAAGAAAGUCGGUUGGGGUUUCCUUCCGUUUAAUGGCGGUCCACGUAUUUGUCUCGGCCAACAGUUUGCUCUUACGGAGGCUUCUUAUGUUACAGCAAGAUUAUUGCAGACGUUCAAGCACAUUGAGUCGUUUGACGGCCCAGGCGAGCCUAAGACAAGCGCCCAAUUGACCUUGUCUCUUCUCAAUGGAGCAAACAUUAGGUUAUAUUAA
Molecule: messenger RNA, 1548 nt
Organism: Candidozyma haemuli
Lineage: Eukaryota; Fungi; Ascomycota; Pichiomycetes; Serinales; Metschnikowiaceae
Product: cytochrome P450
Exons: 1
Coding region: 1-1548 (515 amino acids)
Molecular function (GO): heme binding; iron ion binding; oxidoreductase activity, acting on paired donors, with incorporation or reduction of molecular oxygen, reduced flavin or flavoprotein as one donor, and incorporation of one atom of oxygen
Source: RefSeq, a predicted model, not a curated record